UGUACUGAAUCUACAUAAUAUUAGAUCUUGAAUAGCAGUAUACAGGGAGUCGAUCAUCGACGUCAUUCAGGCAUCUAGGCAUCCAGUCGCGAUUCCCCGGAUCGAUAUCGGCAGCGGCUGAUUGGACGUGGCGGUUCUCGUUUUCCCGAGGGUCGGCGGGACGGGAAAGUCCCCUCAUAUCCUACUCCUACUCCUACUCCUGCUCCUGACUCUCCUGACUUUCCUGACUUUCCUGACUUACUUGCAGGUCAAGAGAGAAAGAAGAAGAAUACAUACCAUAGCAGAUUCAAGCGAGAAAGUGCAAAUGACCACCAACCGACCCUUCCUCGCCAACUUCCUGGCCGCCUUCCGCGCCCAGUCGGCAUACAAGGCUUCCAGCGGUGCAAGCGCCGGCGCAGGCUCGCAGGCUACUGUUUCCACGGGGAUUUCUCAGAGUACGCGAGCGAUAUCAAGAAGCACAGAAGAGCAGCAGCAACAACAACAACAGCAGCAACAGUAUCAGCAAAGUCAGAAUCAAAGUCAGAAUCAAAAUCGACAUCCCCGCGAUUCAUCCUCGUCAGCGUCACCCUCAUCAACGACGCCCAUCCCAAUCACGCAGACUUCCAACACAACCCCGAACCAGUACGGGACAACCCAGUAUCUUAACACGCAGACGCAGGCGCACUCGCAACACCACCGCCAACGCAGGGGGAGCGAUAGCUCGAACGGGUCCGCGGGCGGGGGUGGGUUCCGCGACGCCCUGGGCCAUGAGAAAUGGUAUAUCGGUGGGAGGACUCCUGCAGGGGAGGAACGCUUCUACAGGCUCGGUAUGGUUACUAAGGGGGGGGGGCGGUUGGGGGGCAGUGGUCGUGUGGGGAGUAUUGAUCAAUUGAGUUUAUAACACUUCAUUAUGCUUAGGGAUGGGAUAGGAGUUUACAUAGGGUUACUAUGGGAGUUACAUAGGUGUAGGCGUUUUUUUUUUUUUAAAAAAAAGGGGGUAGCUAUACAUAAAUUCUAUAUAUAAUGUUU
Messenger RNA from Penicilliopsis zonata CBS 506.65, 1008 nucleotides. RefSeq lists its product as hypothetical. The record is from RefSeq and is a predicted model, not a curated record. The transcript has a single exon. Bases 305 to 880 code for a protein of 191 amino acids. NCBI's taxonomy places the organism in Eukaryota, Fungi, Ascomycota, Eurotiomycetes, Eurotiales, Aspergillaceae.